AUGUCUCAACGCAUAGCCGAAUUUGUAAGCAAGAUUGCUAUCCCUGCUGGUGUAGCACUUACCCUUGGCCAAUCAGCCAUUUACGAUGUGGAGGGUGGUAAAAGAGCAGUUAUCUUUGAUCGUCUUCAAGGUGUUCAACCAGAUGUUAUUGGAGAGGGUACUCAUUUUAUGAUUCCAUGGUUACAAAGACCAAUAAUUUUUGAUGUUAGAACCAAGCCAAAGACCAUUUCGACUACAACCGGAUCAAAGGAUUUACAGAAUGUUAGUUUGACAUUGAGAGUAUUGAUUCGUCCUGAAGUAUUGAAGUUACCAAAGAUUUAUCAAACUUUAGGGUUGGAUUAUGAUGAAAGAGUUUUACCAGCCAUUGGGAAUGAAGUUUUGAAAUCCAUUGUUGCCCAAUUCGAUGCUGCUGAGUUAAUUACCCAAAGAGAAGUUGUUAGCUCCAGAAUUAGACAAGAAUUGGCUAUUAGAGCAAAUGAAUUUUCCAUUCAAUUGGAAGAUGUUAGUAUUACUCAUAUGACUUUUGGUAAGGAGUUUACUAAGGCUGUUGAACAAAAGCAAAUUGCUCAACAAGAUGCUGAAAGAGCCAAGUACUUGGUUGAAAAGGCUGAACAAGAAAAGAAGGCUCUGAUCAUUAGAGCAGAAGGUGAAGCUCAAUCUGCUGAUAUGAUCAGUAAAGCCUUGAGUAAAGCUGGUGACGGGUUAUUGAUGAUUAGAAGAUUAGAAGCUUCUAAAGAAAUUGCACAAACUUUAGCCAGUUCUCCAAAUGUUAGUUACUUGCCUGGAGGAGGGUCAGGUGAACUGGACAAGCCAAACUUAUUAUUGAACAUUGGCCGUUAA
Molecule: messenger RNA, 840 nt
Organism: Lizanozyma spartinae
Lineage: Eukaryota; Fungi; Ascomycota; Pichiomycetes; Serinales; Debaryomycetaceae
Gene: PHB1
Product: prohibitin subunit
Exons: 1
Coding region: 1-840 (279 amino acids)
Biological process (GO): mitochondrion organization
Cellular component (GO): membrane; mitochondrion
Source: RefSeq, a predicted model, not a curated record